CCUUUAAAAUGGCAAGCAGCUAUGAUCAGGCUGCCUGCGUUCUCUGUCAGCGGGUGGUAUAGCCUCCAGACUGUGUGGGCGCAGUUGAAAAGUUUCUUAUAAAAGCGAUGAUUCCGGAGUCUCGUAUUACGCGCGUCCCCCCCCUCUGUAACAAUUGUUUCUUACUACGAUUCCUUCCACCUACUCCGUUUCUCCUUCGUAGUAUUUCUUCGAAAAGCUCCCGUCACUAAAGGAAAUCUGGUCUAUGGUUUUGGCUGAAGAAGGUUCCACGAUGUCUCGGACUGACGAAGUACACCGUAUAACGGAGAAUGUCUAUAAGUCCAUUAUGGAGCAGUUCAACCCGUGCUUGCGGAACUUCGUGGCCAUGGGGAAGAGUUACGAGAAGGCCCUAUCCAGUGUCACAUUUGCUGCAAAGGGCUACUUCGAGGCACUGGUGAGGAUGGGAGAGAUGGCCAGCGAAAGUCAAGGCUCUAAGGAUCUUGGGGAUGUACUGUUUCAGAUGGCUGAGGUCCACAGGCAGAUCCAGAUGCAGCUUGAAGAUAUGCUGAAGUCGUUCCACAAUGAGCUUCUAACCGAGCUGGAGAAGAAGGUGGAGCUGGAUGCACGCUACCUGAACGCGGCUCUGAAGAAGUACCAGAUGGAGCACAAGAGUAAAGGAGAGAGUCUGGAGAAGUGUCAGGCAGAACUGAAGAAGCUCCGCAGGAAGAGCCAGGGCAGCAAGAACCCCUCCAAGUACGGAGACAAGGAGAUGCAGUAUGUUGAGACCAUUGGCAGCAAGCAGAGUGACCUGGACCAGUACACAGCAGAGGGCUACAAGAGUGCGCUGUCAGAGGAGAGGAGGAGGUACUGUUUCCUGGUGGACAGACAGUGUGCCGUGGCCAAGAACAGCAGCUCCUUCCAUAGCAAGGGUAAGGACCUGCUAGCCCAGAAGAUCCCGGCAUGGCAGCAGGCGUGUGCUGACCCUACCAAGCUGCCUGACCGUGCCAUGCUCCUGGCUCAGCAGAUGACCUCUACAGGGGGUUCCCUGGGGUCCGUCUCCCACACCCACCAUGGUUCAAAGGGCAACCUGCUCAUCUCUGACCCCAUUCCCGGGGCCAAACCCCUGCCUGUACCCCCCGAGCUGGCUGCCCUCAUGGGCCAACAGCGUAUAAUGGGACCAGGAGGAGUGGAUGGAGGGAUGCCCAUGAUGAAUGGAACGACAGGGGCCCAUGGAGGAGCAGGAGGGGGAGGAGGGGAGGACUACCAACACUGGAUGGAAGGGAAGAUGGCCCAGGCUCAGGCCCAGGCUCAGGCUCAGGCCCAGGCUCAGGCCCAAGCUCAGACCCAGCAGGCUCAGGCCUCCUCCCAGGCCCAGCACCUUUCCCAGCCCCACAGACAGGGCAGUGAGGUCUACUCCAACACCCUGCCUGUCCGUAAGAACGCCCCAGCCAAGAGCAACACCACCAUGGUUCCAGAGACCCGGACCCUGCCCCGGUCCAGCUCCAUGGCUGUAGGGCUGGAGAAGAACGGACGUACCCGUGUCCAGGCCGUCUUCUCCCAUUCAGCGGGGGACAACAGCACCUUGCUCAGCUUCUCUGAAGGAGAUGUCAUCACCCUGUUGGUCCCGGAGGCCCGCGACGGAUGGCACUAUGGAGAGAAGGAACAGAACAACAUGCGUGGCUGGUUCCCUUUCUCCUACACACGUGUCAUCCCCGAGACUGACAGCAACAAACUACGAGUCAACAAUCUCCACCAUGGUAAGAGCAGCAGCACGGGGAACCUGUUGGAGAGAGAGGACAUGGCAGGUGUCCCUCCCCCAGACUACGGCAUGUCAUCUCGCCUGCUGGCACAGAGCAUGCAGAGCGCAGCCAUGGCACACAGCAGCAGACGGCAACAACGGCCAUAUAGCGUGGCAGGGCCGGGCUUCUCACAGCAAGGACUUGAACAGUAUGAGCAACGUUUUCCGAAGAGUUCCGAAGGGGGAACAGUUACGAAAUUGAUUUCGACAGUGUGAGAAGGGACAGACAGACAGACACAGACUCUGCUUGCUGCUGCUGCAAUAAGACUUACUGACUGCCAGGCACCUCAGCAAUCCCUCAUCAUCCGCCCUCCUCACCAGUCACUCUAACCCUCACCCCUCCCCUCUAUCUAACCCUCACCCCUCCUCUCUCUAACCCACCACAACAUUCCCCUCUCCUCUGGCGCUUACCAGUCUACCCACCCCAAUUCCACCAAGGGAAAGCCUUGUCUACCCCCAAUUCCACCAAGGGAAAGCCUUGUCUA
Oncorhynchus nerka (sockeye salmon) is the source of this 2262-nucleotide messenger RNA. RefSeq names its product brain-specific angiogenesis inhibitor 1-associated protein 2-like. Gene Ontology annotation, molecular function: cytoskeletal adaptor activity; protein binding. NCBI's taxonomy places the organism in Eukaryota, Metazoa, Chordata, Actinopteri, Salmoniformes, Salmonidae. Gene Ontology annotation, biological process: actin filament bundle assembly; positive regulation of actin filament polymerization; plasma membrane organization. The coding region runs from base 245 to 1993 and encodes 582 amino acids. Gene Ontology annotation, cellular component: nucleoplasm; cytosol. The record is from RefSeq and is a predicted model, not a curated record. The transcript is spliced from 14 exons.